UCUUAUUUUUGAGUUUUACAACUCAAUAGCGAAUUAAAAAGCUUUUUUCUUCCUGUUUUACAAUGUAAUAGUAAAUUAAAGAACUUUUUUAUUUCACAUAUUCUACUUUCGUUGCAGUAAAAUCCCAAUGUAGAUGAAAAGAACAGUCUAUUAUUCGAUUAUCCUGGUAGUUUCGCAUUGUCAGCAUAUGGCUGUGUAUGUCCACGAGGAAUCGUCAGAUUUCGGAUAAUACUGAAUUACAAUGGAGAAGCAGAUAAAACUGUUAUUAGAACAAAGUAGCAAUUCACAGCUACUAGGAAUAUUGGUUGCUGUUUUUGCUAUUAUCAUAACUUUAGUCUUGUUUGUAUUUUGGCGCAAGAGGAAGUCUGCAGGCCAAGGCAUCCUUCUGACAGGUCUCAGUGAUACUGGAAAAACUCUAAUCUAUGCGAGAUUAAUAUGUUCUAAAUUUGUGAAGACAUACACAUCUGUUAAGGAAAACAUAGGGGACAUCACAAUUAAUGAUAAUUCUUUGAGAAUAGUGGAUAUUCCAGGAGACGAGCGAUUGCGCAGUAAAUAUUUUGAUAAGUACAAAUCAUCUGCUAAGGGUUUGGUUUAUGUGAUUGACUCAGUGACUAUUCAAAAAGAGAUUAGGGAUGUGGCAGAGUAUUUGUACAAUUUAUUGUCAGAUCCUUGUAUACAGAAGAACAUCCCAGUUCUUAUAUUAUGCAAUAAACAAGAUCAAGUCAUGGCCAAAGGGUGUGCAGUGAUAAAGACGCUAUUAGAAAAGGAGAUGAAUUUACUACGAAUGACAAAAACUAGUCAAUUAGAGACUACUGACGCAUCAUUGGUUAACGUCUUCCUUGGGAAGCAAGGCAAAGAUUUUGAAUUUUCACAUCUGGACUCGCAAAUCGAUUUUGCAAAUUCCUAUGCCUUUAACAAAGACCCGCAAACAGCAAUAGAUAUCGAAGAAUUAAAUAAGUGGUUACAAAAAGUUGCGUAAUAUAUAACUAUUGUCUUCUUAAAUAUAAGUUAUUUGUAUUUUC
Messenger RNA from Odontomachus brunneus, 1022 nucleotides. RefSeq names its product signal recognition particle receptor subunit beta (gene SrpRbeta). Gene Ontology annotation, biological process: protein localization to organelle; Golgi to plasma membrane protein transport; intracellular protein transport. NCBI's taxonomy places the organism in Eukaryota, Metazoa, Arthropoda, Insecta, Hymenoptera, Formicidae. Gene Ontology annotation, cellular component: Golgi apparatus. The record is from RefSeq and is a predicted model, not a curated record. The transcript is spliced from 4 exons. Gene Ontology annotation, molecular function: GTP binding. The coding region runs from base 242 to 979 and encodes 245 amino acids.